GACUACGUAAUGUCACUCUACAGCUCACGACAUAGCCAUGCUUCGUCGUCUUCGAGCCACAGCUCAUUUCAUCGGCUAUUCAAGUUCACAAAGUCAUUCGAAAAAGGUGCCUUCUCAGUCAUCUAUGCUAUGACCAAAGGCAACACCUUUCCCAAGAUAUUGACAAUCAUUAGCACAAUCAUUGAGUUCAUUCAGUUGGCAUCAUUUGGAUUCAAACCAAGCUUCCCAUGGGGAGGACAGGCAGGAUAUUGGAUACCUAGGAUAGUGUCACCAUUCUCUCAUCCAUCAAACCUGUUCAACUAUUAUGGCUACCAGGUGUUAUACUUGAUUGUAGUGUCGUUCAUGUUGCUAGGCUUCCUCAACAUGAUCUACGUCGGCUACAAGUUCUAUCAGGGCAAGAUAGCCAACAUCUAUACGAUUCGUACGCUGCGCUGGUUCGUCAGCUUCACCGUCAAUGUACUAUACAUACCAAUCCUCUCGCUGUUCCUCAUCAGUGUGAACUGCGAGCAUGUCCCGUCCCUGGGCUACUCAGUGCUGGCCAAGUAUGUCAGCACCGGUGAGCUAAUCCAAUGCUUUGGCGGUACCAAUCUACCCUAUGCCAUUGUAUCAAUCGUCCUCAUUGUCAUAUUCAGUCUUAUCUCAUUCCUCAGUCAACUCACCUACUAUGAGUAUGACACAACAUGCAAGACCAGGUUCGCCAAGCCACAUGCAAGAUUCGACAUGUCAAUCUUACUUGUCAAGACCAUUCUAUCACUAUUCUUCACUCUAUUAUCAGAGUAUCGUUGGGUACUUUGUAUUACAUACUUCCUCGGUAUGACUUGGCUUGUAUUUGGAUCAACAUUUAUGCUUCCAUUGAAUAAUCAGAGACUCAAUCAAGUACGUGACAUUGACCGCGCCAACCUAUUCUACCAGUGCGGUCUCCAGUACUUCCCUCGCUCAACCCUGGUAUGGAUGGCCUACACCAACUACCUGAUCUCCAUUCGCAAGGAUCGUCACAUUGGCUAUGCUUCACUCGAGAAGCUGCGCUCACUGUCGCCACGCAUGAUCGACAUCCGAUUCUUCCUCUACCAGCGCGACCGUGAGCGCGAGCAGAUGAUGGACUCUGAGCUGCGUGGACCACACGCUGGCAAGAUCGAGGACUUUGUCUCGUACAUGGAGUUCAAGAAGCUGUACUCUGGCGCCCGUCGCUACCACUCACAGUGUCUCACCUACAUUGGUCGCUUCUGGAAGAUCCUUUCAUAUGAGACCAUCGACCUCAGCCGUCUGUCUGCGCUCUCGGGCAGGAUCGCCUCUCGUGAGAGUCUGGCCACAGAACAGUAUGAGCGUCUACUCAGCCUCAACCCCAGCUCGGUGCGUGUUCUACGAGACUACUCCCAAUUCAUUGAGGACGUUGUCAAGGAUCGCUACCUGGCCGCCAAGCUCGCCAAAAAGGCCGACCGCAUCGAGGAGAGCAUGAGCAAGUCACUCUCGCUUGAACAUGAGGGUGGUGCAUCCAGCAACAACAUCCACGCCCAACUGGACGAACACAAGGACAAGGGAGGAUUCAGCUCGGGCGACGACACUUCAGAGUCGAGUGGAUCAAGUGGCCGCAAGUCAUCGCGUCGUUACCAAGAGUACCAACAGUCCAACUCAAUCACCAAGCUGUCAUGGCUGAUGUUCUUCACCUCCCUGCUGUCGCUGGCCUUCCUCAUUGCCUGUCUGGUGGUGAUGCGCAAUCAAACUUACGAUCAGAAAAUGUACGCAUUCGCUCGCAUGAACAAUCUUGACGGUUUUGAACAGAUGCGCAAUUCAACCAAAGGCUACGUCAACUCGCUGGAGAACAUACAUCGGGCGAUCUACUGGGGCGAGACACAGCCUUACAGCUUCGUCGGACCAAUCUUUAGCGACCUGCUCAAACAAAAGGGCUACCACGUCUACGACAUUUCCUCGCGUGUGUUUGACUACAAGGAGUUCAACAAGACCAGGCCUGUUGAUACAUCGUCCAAGGAGCUCAACACCCUGUACAACACUCCGAGCUUCACCCUCAACUUCUACGUGACAAUCAAUUCAUCGAAUAUACCCAUGAAGUACAAUGGCUGGAAGGCUGGCAACCAGUUUGUGGGAUCUGGCUUAGAGGUGCUCGAGUCUGAGAUGCCCGACUGGAUCGUGCCAGGCUUCCAGAACAGCACGCACUAUCAAUUCGUCGUGAGCAAUGGCCCACAACUGAUGACACAGGCCUACUUUGACAUCCAGCUGGCCUACAUCACCAAGAACCAGAACGAAGCUUUGAACAAUGUCUUCCUUAUCCUCAUCCUCUGGGGAUCCAUCUUUGUUCUGUUCGUGUUGGUGGCAGCACUCCUUCUUCGAACCGUUGUCGUCAGGAUCACACGCGAGACCCUUCGUACGAUGAUGCUGUUCACCUUGGCACCGCGCAGUCUGGUUCAGAUGAUGUGUCAGCGAGAGUACAAGUUGUCCAACCUUGAGAGUAGUUCAGACCGUGACUUGGAUUUCUACAACGAAAAUGAGGAGGAGGAAGAAGAGGAGCCAGUGGCCGAUGAGGAAGUAGAUCGCCCAGCUGAUGGAGAGAAGGAGCAUCAACAGUUGCGCCAGCGCAACGUCAAGGAGAAACAGGUGGAUGAAGAGAAACAAUCACUGUUGCAACAAAACAACGAGGAUGAGUCCACGGCACUGGAGAAGAGGAACGUCAACAAGAAGUCACUAAGAUCCGUGCACAUGAAACUCCACUACUCGUACAUCUUUGCCCUGACCAUAUUGUUCGCCAUCAUUACCAUGUCGUUGUUUGUGUCAUUCUCCGAGACACUCAAGGACAUUGGAGCUGGCAACGAGCUGACAGACAGCGCACAACGUUCCGGCUCGGCAGACAUUAGCAUCUUCUACGCCUUCACCUAUGCCACGUCCAAGAACCCCCUCCACGCACAGUACCUCAUCAACGCCACCAACACAAUGCAGCGUCUACACCAGUCUCUGCAGACCAUGCCUCAGACCCGCACUUUGAUGGAGGGUGGCUAUGGAUGCUACAUGAUCGACCAGUCCAGGUGCCGCACACCCGAGGACCCCUACUACUUUGACGUGUCUCUAGGCCUCGACUGGACCAUCAAUCAGUUCGUCCAGAAUGCCAUGGAGAUUGCACACGUCACCAACGUGUCCAACCUGUCUCCCAUGAUGGAGCCACUGCAAUGGAUCUCCCAGGUGGGAUCCAACGAAGUGUUUGACGGUAUGAAGAUCGCUACAUAUUUGUUCUACAAUCAUUGGCAGACCAUCCAGGAUGCAAGCGUACGCAACCUGACCAUUGGAUACGCAGUUGGACUUGUUGCCAUUGUACUUGUCUACUUCCUGUUGUUCCGUCCAUUCAUCAGUCGUCUGCGAGUUCAACACACUCACACUCUAGCACUUCUCCGUCUGGCGCCCAAGGAGAUUCAAAUGAUCGACCUCGACGACAAGGUCAUCUAU
Molecule: messenger RNA, 3450 nt
Organism: Acytostelium subglobosum LB1
Lineage: Eukaryota; Evosea; Eumycetozoa; Acytosteliales; Acytosteliaceae
Exons: 5
Source: RefSeq, a predicted model, not a curated record